Molecule: messenger RNA, 5585 nt
Organism: Lytechinus variegatus (green sea urchin)
Lineage: Eukaryota; Metazoa; Echinodermata; Echinoidea; Temnopleuroida; Toxopneustidae
Gene: capzb
Product: F-actin-capping protein subunit beta-like
Exons: 9
Coding region: 18-977 (319 amino acids)
Biological process (GO): barbed-end actin filament capping; regulation of lamellipodium assembly; cell morphogenesis
Cellular component (GO): F-actin capping protein complex; cytoplasm
Molecular function (GO): actin filament binding
Source: RefSeq, a predicted model, not a curated record
CUAUUUGAAAAGCCCGGAUGUACUUAUUCUGCCAUUUUGGGAGGGUUCACACGGAAGAGAGCGGCGACUGUAACAAAAACAAAGAGUCAUUAUCUAUUUCUGAGAGGACAAAUUCAACAAAGAAGAUGGCUGAUGUUCAACUUGAUUGUGCCUUGGAUUUAAUGAGGCGGCUUCCACCACAGGAAAUAGAAAAGAAUCUCAGUAACCUUAUCGACUUGGUUCCAGACCUAUGUGAGGACCUGCUCUCUUCUGUCGAUCAACCACUCAAGAUUGCUAAAGAUAAUACAUGUGGAAAAGAUUACUUGUUGUGUGAAUAUAACAGAGAUGCAGACUCAUACAGGUCUCCAUGGAGUAACGAAUAUGAUCCAAAACUAGAGAAUGGGGCUGUCCCCUCCCCAGCCCUCAGGAAACUCGAAGAGAAUGCAAACUCUGCCUUUGACACAUACAGAGAAUUGUACUUUGACGGUGGAGUAUCAUCAGUGUACUUCUGGGAUCUGGAUGACAAGAGCCAGGUCCAGCCCACCAAGUCCGAUGGUCUUCGUAACUUUGCUGGAGUUGUACUAAUCAAGAAAGCUGGCGAUGGUUCCAACAAAAUCAAGGGAUGUUGGGAUUCCAUUCAUGUUGUUGAAGUGAUGAUAAAAGCUCAGGGCAGGAAUGCACACUACAAGCUGACUUCAACAGUAAUGCUAUGGCUUCAGACGACCAAGAGCGGGUCAGGAACAGUCAAUCUCGGAGGAAGUCUGACAAGACAGACUGAGCAAGAUCAGCCACUUGGCAGCGGCAACUCACACAUAGGGAAUAUUGGCCGUAUGGUAGAGGAAAUGGAGAACAAGAUUAGGAACACACUGAACCAGAUAUACUUUGGAAAGACAAAGGAUAUCGUUAAUGGUUUAAGGUCAGUUCAAUCAGCAGCAGAUGCAGACAAACAGGCAAAACUUAAUAAAGAACUAUUCAAGGCGCUACAGGAGAGGAAUUAGUAACGGGGGGAAAGAGAGAGAGCGAGCGAAAGAGCGUCUGUGCACUUGUCUGUCUGUCUGUCCAGCAUGAUCAGCGUUUGGAACCGGUUGCCUGAAAAACACCCAGCCUUCCCCACUUCAAUCCACCCUCGUGUUUAGUACCUUACCGCACCCACAAUCCCUGUUUCUUUAUCAGUCAAGUCAUGUCCUCCAAAAGUUUUGUGUGCAGUAUCUUUGGGAUGCUGUGUCUUUACACUCAUGUAGUGGCAUGAUAUCAUACGUGUACAGAACUUGAACUAUGUGAUACAUAACAUGUGGGUUUGUUGUAAUACACGCACGCGUACUGUGAUUGCAGAAUUUUGAACUUUGAGUAACAGGACAUAUUGCCAUUUUGCAUUUAUAUUUAAACAGUACCUGAUUGACACACAAUUGAAAGCAUGUAAUCCAUUUUGUGUAGUUAUGACCUAUUGUCUGACGUGCAAAAUAGCUAUUUCAGGAUCUCAUAACUGUCAUAUCUCAUGCUUUGGUUUAAAAUUCUUGCAACGUAGGUCCUUAUGCAUCUCAUUUCAACCAUGACUUGUGCUUCCGUGUACUUUCAUUUCGGUCAAUCUACAUACUGCAGGUUUCCUACAAGAAGCUCGCAAGUACAUGUAUAUGUAUUAUCAAUUUAUUGAAUUCCUUCUUCAAGGAAGGCAAUGAUGGGUUUUACUCCAAAUUGUUGAUUAUAUGGGCUUACCGUGCUUGAGUAUCCAUUGCAUGUUUGGUCACAUGUAUUUUGUCUAGGUUCUUGUCUCCUGUAUUGUUUGUAAAAAUGUAUACUGUGCGUUUUCUACAUGCAUGUUUAAAUUCCAAAGUUCAAAUAUUCCAGUUGUCAUGAAUUAUUGAAAUUUCAGACUCUCCCUUGAUCCAUUAAAAAAAAAACAAUCGGGGGUCAUUUUAGAAAACAUUCUUUUGUCUUAAUUGUGAAAUUCAACCUAAGCUUUUACGUGCAAGGCAGCAAGCUGCGUCAGACCUACGUCGUAGAUGGCAUAGUUACUGGUGCAGCAUGGGGAUACAAAAGAAAAUUGGUUUCUUCCAUCAUCACACCGAUUGAAUCAACCUAAUCAAGGAUCAAUGAACCAAUGACCAUCCAAUAAUUGAUUUUGUAUAGAAUAAUUCACAAUUUUAACGUAAGGUAUUGAACGAAACUGAGGGUGGUUAGAUGAGCUGAUAUCCUAUUCACAGGCAUUUUCUUCUUGUUCUUUUAUAUGGCCUGAGCUGUUUCUAUUCUAUCUUAUUCCACAGAAGCACUAUCUAUUCCUACAAAAAAAAGGUUUUAAUAUUUAGGAUAUUGUAGAAAUGUAGAUAUAUCUCUCCCUCUAUUUCAUUGUUGUGUGAGACAUGUAUAGAUAUAAAAGUAUUAUGUAACGUCUGUGAAUAUUUUUCACAGUCAGUUUCAAGUUUAAAUUACACGAGACCUUCUAUGGUAUCUCGUAAAAGAAUUAUGUUCUGGUGUAAAUGUAGGCUAUUCUACCAAAUUGAUUAUUAUAUAAUGUUGGUAUUUUGCUAGCAAUUCAAAUCCAAUUGGCUUGUCUUGCCAGCAAGAUCAAGUCAUGUACAUGAAAAACACUAUAACAGUCUUGAUAUUGAUUGCAUUUGAGGUAACUAAUCAACUUGCACUAUUAGCAGGAAGUACAUGUAAUCAAAAGGGGUAUUAAUAUGAUACAGUAUGCACGUGAAAGGCUUCCCGUGAGAUGUAGUUAACCUUCGGUUAUAGGGACCAGGGGUAUGUUUCACGGGACUUCAAUGCGUGUAUGUGUAAAGUCUAAAUUCAUGGAAACUUCAUUGACUCAAACAUGUGUAUGAUACAUGUUUUGAUGUAUUAUCUACAAACUUGUCUAAUGAUUUUUUUGUGAAACCUGCCCCUGGUGAUCCUUGCAGUAAACCUAUGGCGAAUUCACUCACCAGUUGUCACCAAAUCUAGGUUAGGCAUUGAGCCCAUCUCGAUCUCUGAUUAAAUUGAGGGAUAGCCAUCUUCACCACUUUCCAAAUUCACAUUCCUGUUAUAGCGCACUGCUUUCUAAAUGUUCGCUGCCUUUGAUUGUUUAUCGUAUUUGUCGGUAUAUGUUCUAUUAUCCCAAUUGUGUGUUGACACAAACAUUUAUUUAAGAGCAUGCCAUGCUACAUGCGUAUGUGUGCAUGUACUGGUUCAUUUGUACUUCUGAACACACCUAUCCAAUAUGAAUGCAAGGUUUCACUUUUUACAUUUCGUGUUCAUUCUAAAGAUUUAUGGGAAGUAUUUCGAGGUAUCGAAAAAUGUCUCGUGUGCAUUAUACUACUGUGUCUGUUAACCCAUUGCCCAGUAGAAACGGGUGAUCCCUGUACAAAACGUAUAGGGCUCUAAAAAUUCAGUAGGAAGUGGCUUAACAUGAGUUGUAGCAUUAAUAAUCUAGAAUCCUUUUGAUUGAAAACAUGUAAUUACAAAAUAUUAGUGUUUAAAAAUGAAUAAUGCAAAUAAUGCACAGGAGUUUGUGGGGGUAUAAUAAAAAAAAGUACAUGAGCAUGCUCUGGUUUGUAGCAUAUUUUUUGUUAUUCAUAGAAAUCUGAAUAAAUAAUGCAAAUAAUGCACAGGAGUUUGUGGGGGUAUAAUAAAAAAAGUACAUGAGCAUGCUUUGGUUUGUAGCAUGUUUUUUUGUUAUUCAUAGAAAUCUGAAUAAAUAAUGCAAAUAAUGCACAGGAAAUUGUGGGGUAUAAUAAAAAAAGUACAUGAGCAUGCUCUGGUUUGUAGCAUGUUUUGUUGUUAUUCAUAGAAAUCUGAAUAAAUAAUGCAAAUAAUGCACAGGAAAUUGUGGGGUAUAAUAAAAAAGUACAUGAGCAUGCUCUGGUUUGUAGCAUAUUUUUUUGUUAUUCAUAGAAAUCUGAUACCCAUUGAUCUAGUACAUGCAUGACUUGUGGGGAGGGGGUGAUUUCAUAUAGCAUCUUGUUGGUGACUUUCUCUAAGAACUGUUAUAAGCUACUUAAAUCAUUGCAUCUGAUUGGCUGAGACCAAAUUUGUCAGUGAUUUUCAUUGAAAGAUGUUCCAUGGAACCACCCCCUCCCUUCUCACCAGAAUGGAUUAGACAUCAUUGCAAGUAACUUGCAAUCAAUUACAAGUCAAAUUUAAAUCACAGAAUCAAUCAUAAGUUUUGCAAUUAGUUGCAAGUUCCACCUCCUUGCAAAGGAAAAUAAUAAUUGAUUCACAAAUGUUACAGUUGAUCUGGCAGUUGCAAACUCGAAGAUAACUUUCUUGCGGUAUCCUCAUAGACAGAUACAAACCAAACGGCUGUACCGUUUGUGCAUGAUGAUCCGAAAGCUAAAAGUAGGGCAUCAAGAUCUAAACCUCAGUUUGAAAAUAACUUUAUUUUGGUCAAAUUAUCUUUUUCUGCCGAGUAUGUGACAGACCAUGGAAUCUUGAAAAUUUGGACUUGGUGUGAGAUGUGUUCCAAAGGUCGCGUUUAAAUAUUCAACAAAAUUUGUUGUAUGAAGCAUGUAUUGCCAUGUAUGUUGUUAAGUUACAGCCUUUCAAAGGCUGUUUGCUCUACUCAGAUUUCUUUAUUUGUGCUAAAAUGUCACACUUUUAUUUCUUUUGCAAAAUGUAUUUAUUCAGAAGGUACACCAGAAUAUGGGUAACUUGUUUCAUGUUUUAGUUUAAUUUCCCCUCGCAAUUCAUUUGAAAUAAAUCAAUGGGUAUCUUCAAUUUCUUAAAUAAGUUUUAGGACAUUUAUUCAAAUAAGGGUUAUAUAAACAUGUAUCCAGUAAUCUUCCCCAAUCUUUGCUAGCAAAGUUUAGUCAUGUGUUUGGACCUAGUUAUGAUGAUUACCUUAAUUUACAUUUAUGUAGUUUCAUUAAAUUUACCAUUAUUUCUAAAAUAUAAUGCCCUACAUUUUCAGGGCCUGUUACGCCUGAUAUGAAAGUUCAUACAUACAACAUGAUUGGGGCAAUUUUCCAGUCAGUGAAAAUCGACACACUUGUAUCUAACUAUAAAAGCAUUGUAAUAGGGAAAAUAUGUUUUCCAAUGUAUUUAAGCAAACAUUUAUCCUCUAUAGUAUUAUGGUGUUAGAUCAUCUUGGUAAAAUGUUCCAUAUUUUUUUUUUGUUUUUACACGAUUUUUGUCGCAUGUACUAAUAGCUUGCCAUUCAUAUGAAGCUAUCUGUUUUGAAGAAUUUAAUUUUGAUCUAACUCGCUCCUUUAAAAAGUGAUAGUGUAAUACUUAUUUUUGUAAUGAACUAAUCGAUGGUUUGAUCAAGUCAUUCUAACCUCAACUCCAUUUGAAUAAUUUGUUUUCUGUUGAAAUAGAAAUAAGGGACCUAAAAUUUUAUUUUCUUUUUGUAGCAGUUUUCAUAUUUCAUUAUUAGGCAUGCAGUUGAGUGAGAUUUAUAUCCCACUAUCUGCAUAAUGUAUAGAAUUUAUGGUAAUGCGCAUAUAUGAUAGAUUGUAUAUAUUUCAUUAAAGAAAUCAGCUAAAGCUUUUUUUAUAUGAUUAAAUCAAGAUUAUUCUUUUUCUCAAGUCAAAUUUAUUUUGUAACAUCAGUGCAACAUGUUUUUAUCAGCAGUGCAUUGAUUUGUUGCUAUUCUUUAUUGGUAAUAAUAAAAGAAAUUCACACAGAGUAAU